CUUGAAGAAAACAAUACUCUAAGUCUGUAAUGUUUAACUCAAUAACAGAAUAAUGGGCGGGCAUAGCAGUUAGCCACCCCUUCCAACGGUCAUCGUUAUCCAAAACUACCUCUGCAAAUUCUACCCUUCAUCUUCAUCUUCUUCUGCUUCUUCCUCUUUCACCCGUUUCUCUGCAACUUCAAUUUCCAAUUCAAACACCAAAAACCCCUCAAAAACCCUAAUUUUCCGACCCCAAUUUCUGAUGCAAAUUCAUCCAAACCCAACAUGAUAAAAACUCUAACCUUCACUCUUUCUCUCUCCUCUCAACCUUUUCUCUCUCCUAAACCAAACCCAUUUCCCAAUUUCCCUCAAAACCCAGUAUUACUAUUUCCCCAAAAAUCCCCCCUUUUCUCAAAACCCUACUCUCUCUCCUCUGAUUUCAAGCUCAAAGCCAAAACCAAAGACCUAAUUCUGGGCAACCCAUCAUUCACACUUGAAAAGGGUAAGUAUAGUUAUGAUAUUGAGACCUUAAUUAAUAAGUUAAGUAGUCUUCCUCCUAGAGGGUCUAUUGCUAGAUGUCUUGAUGCAUUUAAAAGUAAGCUUUCUCUUAAUGAUUUUGCUUUGGUUUUUAAGGAAUUUGCUCAAAGGGGUGAUUGGCAAAGAUCCUUAAGAUUGUUUAAAUAUAUGCAGCGCCAAAUUUGGUGCAAACCUAAUGAACAUAUAUAUACUAUUAUCAUUGGGGUCUUGGGUAGAGAAGGGUUGCUUGAGAAAUGUCAUGAGGUGUUUGACGAUAUGCCUGUUCAUAAUGUACCUCGUAGCGUGUUUUCGUAUACUGCUUUGAUUAAUGCUUAUGGUAGGAAUGGUCAGUAUGAGACCGCCCUUGAGUUGUUGCAUAGGAUGAAGAAAGAGAGGGUGGCUCCUAAUAUAUUGACUUAUAAUACUGUGAUUAAUUCUUGUGCUAGAGGUGGGUUGGAUUGGGAGGAGUUGUUGGGGUUGUUUGCUGAGAUGAGGCAUGAAGGGGUUCAGCCUGAUAUCGUGACUUAUAACACGUUGCUUAGCGCUUGUGCUAGUAGAGGGUUGGGUGAUGAGGCUGAGAUGGUGUUUAGGACUAUGAAUGAAAGUGGGGUUUUGCCUGAUAUAACAACGUAUAGCUAUGUUGUUGAGACAUUUAGCAAGUUAGGUGAGCUUGGAAAGGUUUCUGAACUUUUGAAAGAGAUGGAGCUGAGUGGUAAAAUGCCUGAUAUAUUGUCAUAUAAUGUGUUAUUGGAAGCUUAUGCACAAAAGGGAUCCAUUAAAGAGGCUAUGGGGGUGUUUAGGCAGAUGCAAGAAGCGGGCUGCAUGCCGAAUGCUAGUACCUAUAGUAUUUUGUUGAACUUGUAUGGUGGCCAAGGGAGGUAUGAUGAUGUUCGUGAGCUUUUCCUUGAGAUGAAAGUGAGCAACACUGAGCCAGAUGCUGCAACUUAUAAUAUUCUUAUACAGGUUUUUGGCGAGGGUGGUUAUUUUAAGGAAGUGGUGACUUUAUUCCAUGAUAUGGUGGAGGAGAAUGUGGAGCCAAAUAUGGAGACCUAUGAAGGGCUGGUGUUUGCUUGUGGGAAAGGAGGCUUGUAUCAGGAUGCAAAAGAGAUUUUAUUACGUAUGAAUGAAAAAGGCUUGGUGCCAAGUGCUAAGGCCUACACUGGGGUUAUUGAGGCUUAUGGGCAAGCUGGGUUGUAUGAGGAAGCUCUUGUCGCAUUUAACACUAUGAAUGAGGUGGGAAGUAAGCCCACUGUGGAAACCUAUAACUCUUUGAUCCAUACAUAUGCAAGGGGUGGACUUUAUAGGGAGGUAGGAGCAAUCGUGACUAGGAUGAUUGAGUCCGGUAUAGGAAGGAACAGCGAUUCAUUUAAUGGUGUUAUUGAAGGUUUUAGACAGGGAGGUCAGUUUGAGGACGCCAUAAAGGCCUAUGUUGAGAUGGAUAAUGCAAAAGUUGACCCAAAUGAGCAAACACUUGAGGCAGUCUUGAGUGUUUACUACUUUGCCGGGCUUGUUGAAGAGGCAGAAGAGCAGUUUCAAGAGAUUAAAGCAUUCGGAAUCCUACCAAGCGUGAUGUGCUACUGCAUGAUGCUUGCGGUCUAUGCAAAAACUGAUAGGUCAGGUUUUUUUUUGGUAUCUCUUCUUCAUGGUUUGGUUAUUAAAGUAUGUAUCUCAUAGAAUUUCCUGAAGUAC
Molecule: messenger RNA, 2184 nt
Organism: Chenopodium quinoa (quinoa)
Lineage: Eukaryota; Viridiplantae; Streptophyta; Magnoliopsida; Caryophyllales; Amaranthaceae
Product: pentatricopeptide repeat-containing protein At1g74850, chloroplastic-like
Exons: 1
Coding region: 265-2169 (634 amino acids)
Cellular component (GO): chloroplast
Molecular function (GO): protein binding
Source: RefSeq, a predicted model, not a curated record